Molecule: messenger RNA, 1776 nt
Organism: Canis lupus familiaris (dog)
Lineage: Eukaryota; Metazoa; Chordata; Mammalia; Carnivora; Canidae
Product: basic proline-rich protein-like
Exons: 3
Coding region: 1-1776 (591 amino acids)
Source: RefSeq, a predicted model, not a curated record
AUGGACGCGCAGGCCGGGCGCCCCCGCAGCCGCCCCCGCAGCCGCCGCCGCCGCCGCAGCCCCGGGGCCCAGCGCACCGCCGGCCGCACGCGCGCCUCCGCGGGGCCCGCACCACGCGGCUCGCCGCCUCCCGUCCGCAGCGCCCGGGUUCUGAGCCGCCGGGGCCUCACCUCCCCGCUUCGCCCCCCAACCCCCGGAGCCGCGCACAGUCGCUCCCAGGCGACCGCCCCCCACGCCGCGCCCCUUCUAGCUGUCGUCCCGCCCCCGACGAGCACCGAGCCAGCGCCUGGCGACGGGGAGCCCCCGCCCCGCCCCGCCCCGCCCCGCCCGCAGGCAGCCGUGGGGCGCCCACCCGAGGUUCACCGCCUGCGCCGGGCCCUGCGUCGGGGGCCGCUCGCACGCACCUACUCCCCUGUCCACGCCUCCCGCCGUCCGGCCACGUCCUCCUCCGUCCUCCCUUCCCGACACCCCGUCCUUCCCCUGCUCUCAGCGGGGCCCUCGGCUCUAGGAAAGACGGCACCUGCCCCCCUCCCCGCCCCGUCCUCGGAAUCCCGCCUUCCGGGGCACCGCCAGGCCCCGCAAAACUCCAGGGGCCCCAGUCAGCGACUCCGCGUCGCCGCCCCCCGCCCCCCGCCCCCCGCACGGAAGAUGCAGUUUCGGCCUCCGUUGGGGGUUCCCCUGGCGCCCCCGGCUGCGGGGCGGGCACCCCUGACGCUGUCGCCCGAGCAGGGAUGCGCGCCGGCCGCGCGGCGGGGCUCGGUCCUCGGUAACCCGGGCGGCGGGCGGGCGAGCGGGCGGGCGCGGCCUGGAGGGGGCGCCCCCUCGGCCCCGGAGCGCACCGGGCUGGGCGAACUCGGGCGCCGCGGCGUCGGCAGAGCCAGGUGCCCCGUGGUGGCCGCGUUCCGGGUUCCGGCCGCGGGCGCCCCGAAGCUGCCAGUGCCUGGGGCCACUGCGUACCUCGCCACCCGGCCGCCCAAGCCCCAAGGCUCCGCAGGUCCGCAUCCGCAGCCCGCGCGACGCGAGGCGUCAGCACCGGCCCCAAGGGGGACAGGCCCGGCGGGAGGGGCCCACCUGCGGCCCGACGCCGGCUGCGGCACCUCGGGCUGCGGGCGUCGCGACAGCCGCUUCCUCGGGUGCCGACCCCGGCUCCAGACCCGGCUGCGGGGGCCCGGACCAGCUCCGCCACGGGGGACCCCGGCCACACACGGCGGGCCGGCCCCGCUGACCCUCGCCCGGGACCCCGACCUCGCCCCCCAACCCCACCCCCGCCCCGGAACCCCGGCCUCGCCCCGAACCCCAGCCCCGCCGAGGGGCGCGCGGUCCGUCGCUGGCCUCCUGGCCCGGGGUGCUCGGGUCCCGCACCCCGGGGACCAGGAGGAGCGGCCCGCGGGUCUGCGCCCCGGUCACGCCCCGGUCACGCCCCGGUCACGCCGCGCCUCCGCCCGCACCUGCGCCCUCGCCCCUCCCGGCACCUUCGGAGCCCUCGGCCGGGCCGGGGUCGGCGGGGGCGUCUGCCGGGGUGCGCAGGGGGCGCGGGGAGCGGACACCCGGCCGCAGGGUGCGGGACGCCGCCCUCGGGUGCUCGACCCGGUCUCCCGCCCCCGGGACCGCGCGGGCCCCAGAUCCUGCGGCUUCACGGGCGACGGCGACCCCGGCCCCUCGGCUCUGCGCCGCGUCGAUUCCUCUGGCUGUGGGCGAGCUGAGCGUCUCCUGGCACCGCGCAGUCCCCCGCCGGGCCCGCCCCGCGCAGCGGGGACUUCGUCGGCCCGUAUUUAA